AAAUCAUACAUUUCCAUGGCGAUUCUCGCAUCACUCCCAAAUCCAAACCUAUUCUCAUCCCUCCCCACCACCCCACCACCCUCCGCCCCCUCCCCGCCCCCCAAACCCCCAAUUCCACCCCCCAAAUACCCUCCGCCUUUAAAAUCCCAGCGCCGCCAAAACCCAGACCCUUCCACCAACCCCGCCUUCACCGCCCACCACCGCAGCUCCAAAUACUACAAGCCCGUCAAGCCCGGCCAGAAAAUCCAACCCGACAACGACGACCGCGCCGUCAUCGUCGGGCAUUCCGGAAUCUCCUACCACUUGCCCGGCGCCCCCUUCGAAUUCAUGUACAGCUAUUCCGAGACGCCUAAAGCUCAGCCCCUGGCGAUGCGGGAGCCCGCGUUCCUGCCGUUCGCGCCGCCCACGAUGCCGCGGCCGUGGACGGGGAAGGCGCCGAUGAAGAAGAGCAAGCGGAAUAUCAAGCUUUUUGAGCCGCUGGGCGGCGGCGGCGGCGAUGAGAAUCCGAAUGAGAAUAUGUGGUCGAAGCGGUACGAGAUGUUGAGGGGUUAUGAGAUGGGGAAAUUCAAUGUGCGGCCGAGGAAGGAGGUGUUGGGAGCGCCGCUGCGGAGGGAGGAGAUUCGAGAGAUGGUGAAACCCUUGUUGUCUAGUAAUAAACAGUUGUUGUGUUUCAGUUUCUUGAAAGUUGCAUUUCUAGAUUAUCCAAGUGGGAUCAUGUCUUUUUGUUUCGAUUUCAGUCGAGAUGGAUUAACACAUAAUAUGCUGGAGUUGAUACACACGCAUUGGAGGCGACAGCCCGUUUGCAAAGUCCGUUGCUUGGGUGUCCCGACUGUUGACAUGGAUAACCUAUGCCGGUGCGUUGAGGAAAAAUCCGGUGGCAAGAUCAUUCAUCGGGUGGGCGGGGUGUUGUAUCUGUUUCGUGGCAGAAACUAUGAUCACCAGAAACGGCCUCGCUUGCCUAUCAUGCUUUGGAAACCGGCUACGCCUGUUUACCCGAAGCUCAUACAAGAUGCACCGGAAGGGCUGACGAAGGAAGAAGCAGACGAGUUGAGAACGAAAGGGAAGAGGUUGCUCCCAAUCCGUAAAUUAGCGAAAAACGGGGUUUACGUCACCUUGGUGAGGGAUGCGAGGACCGCGUUUGAAGGGUCGGAGUUGGUGAGGAUAGACUGCAGAGGGUUGCAGCCUAGUGAUUACAAGAAGAUAGGAGCUAAGUUGAAGGAAUUGGUGCCCUGCGUGCUGCUAUCGUUCGAUGAUGAGCAAAUACUGAUGUGGAGAGGAAGGGAGUGGAAAUCCAUGUACCGGGACGAGGUUCCUCGGAGAUACCUACCUUCUGCUAAUGGCUCGAGCCCUACCGAUCUUUCCGAUUCGGAGUCGCCCCGGAUAAGCCCUAAGAUGAUGGCGUUGUGGCGAAGGGCCGUUGAGUCGGGGCAAGCGUCGAUUUUGGACGAGGUUGAUGUGAGCCCGGACGAGCUUCUGUCGAAGGUGGAGGAGUUUGAGAGCGCGUCUCAGGCAAUCGCGCACUCUUACCCCGCCACGAUCUAUUCAAGUGGCAAGAGCUCGUCGGCUUCGAGAGCCCUAGUUAAAGAAGAUGAGGAUGAAGAUUUUAGUGAAGAUGAUGAUGAAUCUUUUGAUGCAGUGGAAUCUCAAGUUCCACUAGGAUCACUGCCCAUUGAUUUGCUAGCAAUGCAGCUCAGCGAUGGUGAGGAUGAAGACUAGGGUAAUACGUACAUACAUAUAUUUGUAUAUGUAUAGUUCAUGGCAUAUUUGUAUGGAGGUGUAAUUCAAACAAUUUAUUGUAAUUAUUCUUUGCCAAAAAUCAAUAAGUUUUGUAGUA
Messenger RNA from Salvia miltiorrhiza (redroot sage), 1834 nucleotides. RefSeq names its product CRS2-associated factor 2, chloroplastic. NCBI's taxonomy places the organism in Eukaryota, Viridiplantae, Streptophyta, Magnoliopsida, Lamiales, Lamiaceae. The record is from RefSeq and is a predicted model, not a curated record. Gene Ontology annotation, molecular function: RNA binding. Gene Ontology annotation, biological process: Group II intron splicing. The coding region runs from base 16 to 1716 and encodes 566 amino acids. The transcript is spliced from 7 exons.